Musca vetustissima is the source of this 4477-nucleotide messenger RNA. RefSeq names its product proteoglycan 4. The coding region runs from base 1 to 4473 and encodes 1490 amino acids. Lineage: Eukaryota; Metazoa; Arthropoda; Insecta; Diptera; Muscidae. The record is from RefSeq and is a predicted model, not a curated record. The transcript is spliced from 3 exons.
AUGAUUAAAUUUAAAAUAAGGCUUCUAAUAGCCUUUGUCGCCAUAUGCGUUGGCUGCAGCGCCGCUGUACUCUCAUCAGCCCAACUGCCCGUCGAAGCACGAGGUGGCGAUGGUGAUAGUUUCGAAGAAGAUGAUGACCCCGUUAUUUCGACCAGCUAUGUACUGCCAAAUCAAAUUUUCAAUGAUGGAAAACCUUACUACGCUGCCAAAGAUCCUAUUUCCGGUCAAUUAGAUUUCAAUGUUAAAAAGCCAGCUGGUAUUGAGACUUCAGCAAAUGAAGUCGUUGAUCCGAAUGAGAAGACAGUCAUAACUUCUUCAUCGCCGAAUAUUCAUGAUUUUCUUAAUCUCCCGGUUAAAUAUUCAUCAUCGAAAUUUGUCUAUCCUCUGGUUUCAAGUUCUUAUGCGAAUUUGAAAUAUCAGGGAAGUAAUAAAAAUUAUAUCACCAAUAAGAAGCCGACGCAAGUGGUGCAGGCGACGCUGGCACCAAAUUAUCAUACGGCCAAUUAUUUUACAUUGCCCACAACUAAAUUGACACCGGUGCCACCAACACAGCCCAGCAGUUCGACAAGUAGUAGUACAACAACGACAACUACAAGUACUACUAGUACCACUAAGAAGCCCACCACAACUUCUACGUCGACUUCAACAUCAACAACCUCUACUUCGACCAGUACCACAACUUCCACAACAUCGACAUCUACAUCGACCACCACCACCACAAAAGCUCCAGUUCCAACCCAAACCACAUUGGCCACAUCAUCUGCCAAAUAUACCACAUCGAGUAAGCGACCAACUACAACAACUACCCCGGUACCCAAGACCACCACAACCCGUAAGAAGUUUGUGCCCACCAAGAAAUAUAGCCCUUCGACGACUGGAUCUACCAGCACCACCGCCAUGCGUUUCCCCGAUCAACAGCAAUUCAAUGUGACAACCAAACCCACCAAACCAACAACAACUGCCGUGCUCACCACACGCCAUCCCACACCAUCUGCUGCCAUUUUCCCCACUGAAGCCACAGAAAGCAAGGACUGGUAUCCCGCUCCACCCAGUACAAGUACCACCGGCCAACCUGUUGUUUUCACCGAAGAUCCUACAUCACCACCCGCAUUCAGUCCUCUGCCUACUAGCACCCGCAUACCCGAACUCGAUCCCGCUGAUGUUUAUCACACUUUGGAUCAAAAGAAUGUGGAAAAUAAAUUCGAACAAAAACCCAGCAUGACAUUGGCCGAUAUUUUCAAUAGCUUGGCUGAGGAAGAAUCCGCCGUGGCUGCCGUAAGCAAUCCUUCGCAUCAGGGACUAGAUGCCCAAGGCAAUUUAAUGGAACCCUUAGAUCCCUCGAAACCAUCACCAUUUGCCAUGCAACAGAAUUCGGCACGUAGACCUCAGGCUCCACCCACAAAGCCAACCUUCAGCGCCACCAGUAACACCCCAUCCUCGCUCAAUGGUCAGGUGAUUUCCGGCAAUCAAGAGAACUUCAACAACGAAUAUGUUUCGUAUCAAGUUCAACAACCCAAUAUAAUGCAAUAUCGUCCCGCACCAGGAGCCAUAAAUAAUGUGGUCAUUUCGCCUGGACAAAAUUCUGCCUCCUUUGUUUUGGGUAGUCAACAGCAAGUGGGCGCCAAUUCAUUUGGCAGCGUUGAAAAGGAACCACUAUUCUCCAAGGAACAUCCCGUCCAAUAUGGUACCGUUAUCAAUGAGGACAUUAGCACCUUGAAUCGCCAGCCACCUCCCAGCCCACCAACACCUUAUCAGGAAAUGCCCAAACCCGUUCCCACUUCGAAUUUCCAUCAAAAUGGUAACUAUGGCACGGAUGCAGUGAGACCUGAUAUUCCCAGACCUUCGGGUAAUAAUGUGUACCAAGAAGCCCCACCAGCUGCUCCCUCACCAUAUCAACAGUUGCCAUUGAUUGGUUCAAAUAUUCGAAAUAAAAAUCCCGCUCAAAAACCCCAGCCACCUCAACAGCAACAACAACAAUCUCCAGUAGCCAUGCAAGGAGCCGGCGUUGGAUCUGUCCAAUCGGUUGACCCUCAAGAGAAUGCUGAUCCCAAUUCGAUCACCUUGGGUUCAAAUCAAAAUACCAAAGAAUUAUUAGUAUCCACAAAUAUUCGUUUCCCCGCCAAUGAAGAACAAUCGGCUGAGGUACCCUCGCUACCCGUUUCGAAUGGACCACCAGCUGGACCCCAAGUUAAUGGUCACGCCCAACCCUUGAGUCUGCAGCAAAUACAAAAUAGCAAUACUGUUGUUUUCCCCAAAUCCGAAGAGACCGUUAGUGGUACGGUGGUAAGUGCUGAUCCCGCAGCUGUACAAAUCCAAAAACAUGAAGUUCUAACUAUGAGUCAACAUCAACAGAAAUUGAAUUUCCCGACAUCGAAUGAACCCAAUACUCCCGCGACCCACAUGGUACCGCCUCCACGAUUCCCACCACCACUACCCAACAGCAUUAACGAACAUGAAUUGCAAAAACCAAACCGGCCUCAUGGUGGUCCACAAUAUCCCUUCAAUGAAUAUACCCGUAAACCCAUACCCGGUAUUACUCGCCCCAAUCCCGACCGUCAUUUACCCAAUAUUUUACCACAAUUCCGACCAAGUUCGAAGGUAUCCACUGGCCAUCCUCAACAGACUAAUUUCAAUCAGGAACCCGGCAACAUCUUGGUAGGUGGACCUCAACCUCCUCACCUGAAACGUGGUCCCAAUGUAGGAGGAAAUCCACAAUUUUCACAUCGUCGCCAGCCUUUGGGUGGUCAACCUAACCGUUAUCCCUUGAAUCGUAAUGUGGAUUAUGCCUCAGUUGGACCACCACCACCCCAAUUAGCUCCGCAUGAAAUUGCCAACAGACGUAUUUAUCGUGUCUCACCUUACGGCGGACAAGGUAUGCAAUAUUUGGAACGUCCUGGUGCAUACCCACCACUACGUAGACCCCAUAUGCCACCACAUGGCUUGAGACCAGCUGAAUCGUUGAAUGUGGAGAGACAUGUUAUGUCUCCAGUUUUGGAGAAAUUGCCCGCUUUCGAAGAAGAAGAUUUGGUUAUCAACGAUCCACCACAACCCAUUGCUCCCAGCAAAGAGUCGUCCCUGGUCAAUGAUGCUAAAUUGGAACCUGUUGUCACCUUACAAAUGUUGCAAUCCCAAAAGAAGGCUGUCUCUUUGCCAAAUGACGAUACCGGUGCCGGUGAAAUUCAGGUACCCAGUUUAGAUGAAGCGGAAGAGGAAAUUAACCAAGCUGCAGAAUCGAAUAAUCGCAAUGGUCUGUAUGUGGUUUACCCCUUGGCAGGAGAUAAGAAAUCGGGUGAUAAAGUUUCGGAUGAUUUGAAAAAUAAAUUACCCGCCGUGGCUCAUGUUGAACCCCCCACCGGUAGUGAAUACCAAAAUACACCCUUCUCCGUGGUCCGCGAUGAACCACAGGAACCAAUUCUGAAAAAUAAGAAACCCGUUUCCCUGCAACAACAACAAAAGGCUCAAGCUGCCAAAGACACCUUCCCAUAUCCAAUUGAAAAACCCGAUCCCUCAUACAGUGAACUGAAUAAGCCAGCUAAGGUACCCGGUGUCCUGAUUGCACCCAAAAUCAUUAAUGGAGCCUAUGGUACGGGUACCGUGGCACCCAUUGCCAUUGCCUACACCCCCACUGAACCCACACCCCAUCAGGAACAGCAAAUGUACUCAAAUGUGAAUUUGGCCACACCGGUCAUUAAGGAAAUUCGUCAAUUCGAUGAUGAGGCUGCCGAUAGGGGACAUGAUGUCGAUUUGCGGGGUCAGAAUUAUGAAAAGAAUUUCAUGGCUCCCUUCUAUCCCAGUGUUAGUUUGGACUCAGUGACCAGUACCCCAUCGAAUGGUUGGAAUAUUUUACAAUCGACCACCAAGGAACCUUUGUACAGCAAGAAUAAUAUCGAUCGUUCGGAUGUGAACUCAGGUGAUUCCAAUAACAAUAAGGAAGGAGGACAGGAGGAUGAGGCCGCUGAGAGCACUACUUUGAAAUCUUUUGAAAUGGAUAAAUUCCAACCGGAGUUACAGGGAGGUUUCAAACCCAUCUAUCCACCUGGUUACAAAUUGGCAAAUGAAGAUGAGGAGCAGGAACAAUUGCAGAAACAUGAAAGCAAUAAUAUACCCUUGGCAUUGGCCAGUCGCAUGGAAUUGCCACUGCAUUUACAGCAAGCCCUUCCGUCGUCAUCCAGCUCGACUUCUUCCACAACCUCUACCACAACUGUUAAACCUUUGUUAGACGAAAAUAAAGAAGUCGACAGUAGUAGUACCAGUACCACCAAGGCCCCCGAAACCACCACCAAACGUAUUAAAUCGAAAUUCGAAACCAGUUUGGCAGCAUUGUUGUUCGGUGACGAUGACACCGAUGACGAAGUGAAUGCCCAAGCCGAGGUGCCACGAGAAGAACCGCAGGCCCGCAAAGAACCAACCAAAGCCAUGAUGAGUGGACCAAGAAGUAUACCACGCAUGGGACCACGUAGUUUGAAAAUUUAAAUUA